Cricetulus griseus (Chinese hamster) is the source of this 2772-nucleotide messenger RNA. The record is from RefSeq and is a predicted model, not a curated record. Lineage: Eukaryota; Metazoa; Chordata; Mammalia; Rodentia; Cricetidae.
AUGUUGCCCGCUACGGCUAGGGACGUCCUCUGUCGACUGUCCACCUACCUGGAGGAACUCGAGGCUGGGGACCUGAAGAAAUUCAAACUAUACCUGGGGACUGCAGAGGAACUGGGCCAGGUCAAGAUCCCCUGGGGACGCAUGGAGAUGGCCGGUCCUCUCGACAUGGCCCAGCUGAUGGUGGCCCACAUGGGGACAAGGGAGGCUUGGCUGCUGGCUCUCAGCACCUUUGAGAGGAUCCACAGGAAGGACCUCUGGGAGCGAGGACAGAGAGAAGACCUGGUGAGGGUCACUCCGGAUAACGGCCCGUGCUCCCUUGAGAGCCAAUCACAUGGCCUUAUGGAUGUCUCUCCUAGUGUGCUGAGGAAAGAUCCUCAGGCAACCUACAAAGACUAUGUCCGCAGGAAAUUCCGACUGAUGGAAGACCGCAAUGCGCGACUAGGAGAAUGUGUCAACUUGCGUUAUACUCGGCCUCUCUUAGUAAAGGAACACUCAAACCCUAUCUGGGCCCAGCAGAAACUUUUGGAUACAGGAUGGGGAUACGCCAGAUCCAGGGGCCACCAGGCUAGCCCUAUCCAAAUGGAGACCCUCUUCGAGCCAGACGAAGAGCGCCCUGAGCCACCAGGCACUGUGGUGUUACAAGGGGCGGCAGGAAUGGGGAAGUCCAUGCUGGCCCACAAGGUGAUGCUGGACUGGGCCGACGGGAGGCCUUUGCUCAUCACCACACGGCCCAGUGGCCUGGAGAAGCUUCGUGGCUUGCUGGAACACCCCCGGCACGUGGAGAUCCUGGGCUUCUCCGAGGCAGAGAGGAAGGAGUACUUCUACAGGUAUUUCCAUAACACCGGGCAAGCGAACCAAGUGUUGGGCUUCAUGAUGGACAACGAGCCUCUCUUCACCAUGUGUUUUGUUCCCAUGGUGUCCUGGGUGGUCUGCACCUGCCUCAAGCAGCAGCUGGAAAGCGGGGAGCUUCUGAGACAAACAUCUAGGACCACCACGGCGGUUUACAUGUUCUACCUUCUGAGUCUGAUGCAGCCCAAGCCAGGGACCCCACUGUUCAAAGUCCCAGCCAGCCAGAGAGGUCUGGUCUCGCUGGCUGCAGAGGGCCUCUGGAACCAGAAGAUCCUAUUUGAGGAGCAGGACCUUGGUAAACACGGCCUCGAUGGAGCAGACGUCUCUAGCUUCCUCAACGUGAACAUCUUCCAGAAGGACAUCAAGUGUGAGAAAUUCUACAGCUUCAUCCACCUGAGCUUCCAAGAAUUCUUCGCAGCCAUGGACUGCGCCCUGCACGGCACAGAGACAGUGAGGAGAGCGCUGGCUGAGUAUGCCUUCUCAGAAAGGAACUUCUUGGCGCUCACCGUCCGCUUCCUGUUCGGCCUCCUCAAUGAGGAGAUGCGAUGUUACCUGGAGAAGAGUCUAGGCUGGACCAUCUCACCUCAGGUCAAGGAGGAAGUGUUAGCGUGGAUCCGAGACAAGGCUCGCAGUGAAGGCUCCACGCUGCAGCGUGGCUCCCUGGAACUCCUCGGCUGCUUGUAUGAGAUCCAAGAGGAAGACUUCAUCCAGCGCGCCCUGAGCCACUUCCAAGUGGUCGUGGUCAGCAACAUCGCAACCAAGAUGGAGCACCUGGUGUGCUCCUUUUGCGCGAGGUACUGCAGGAGUGCGGAGGUGCUCCAUUUGUACGGGAGUGCCUACAGUGCAGGCGCAGAGCGUGACCCCCCAGAACCUUCCGGAGCCCCGGCUCUAUCCGACCACUUUCAGGAGGGGAACACGCUUCCUGAUGUCUACAGCGCACACCUCUCAGCAGCCGUCUGCACCAAUCCAAACCUGAUCGAGCUGGCCUUGUACCGCAGCGCCUUGGGCAGCCGGGGCAUGCGGCUGCUCUGCCAAGGCCUCAGACACGCCAGCUGCCAGCUUCAGAACCUGAGGCUGAAGCGGUGUCAGGUCUCUGGAUCGGCCUGCCGGGAUCUUGCGGAGGCUCUCAUCGCCAACAGGAAUUUAAUCAGGCUGAGGAAAUGUCAGUUGGAGGCUGCAGCUGGCAGAGAGAUCGCCUCUGUUCUCUGUAACAACUCACAUCUGGUGGAGCUGGACCUGACCGGAAACCCCCUGAAGGAUUUGGGACUGAAGCUGUUGUGUCAAGGGCUGAGGCACCCAGCCUGCAAGCUGCGAACCUUAUGGCUGAAAAUCUGCCACCUCAGCCAGGCUGCCUGUGAAGAUCUGGCCUCCAGCCUCAGCCUGAACCAGACCCUGACUGAGCUGGACCUGGGCCUGAACGACCUUGGGGACCCCGGGGUACUUCUGCUGUGUGAGGGCCUCAGGCACCCAGACUGCAAACUGCAGACGCUCCGGUUGGGCAUUUGCCGGCUGGGCUCAGAUGCAUGUGCAGGGAUUGCCCGUGUGCUCCAAGUCAACUCUUGCCUCCGAGAACUGAACCUGAGCUUCAACGACUUGGGAGACAGGGGCCUGUGGCUGCUGGGGGAAGGCCUGAGGCACCCGGCCUGCAGACUCCAGAAGCUGUGGCUGGACAGCUGUGGCCUCACAUCCAAAGCAGGUGAGGACCUUUCUUCCAUCCUGGGAACCAACCAGAGCCUGACUGAGCUUUAUGUGACCAACAACGCUCUGGGGGACACAGGUGUCAGGAUGCUGUGCAGGAGGCUGAGACAUCCAAGCUGCAAACUUCGAGUCCUGUGGCUGUUUGGAAUGGACCUGAACAAAAUGACCCACAGGAGGCUGGCAGCGCUUAGACUCACAAAACCGUACUUGGAUAUCGGGUGCUGA